AUGUACAAGGAACCUAUCAUUCCUUAUAAUCUUUUCAAACACUUUAGUCGUGUUCAAAACAAGGUCGAUCUGGAUUUGGACACAAAGAUUGAAAAGUUUCGUAUGCUAAUUAAGACAUGCCCUCAGGCAAAUCAAUAUGUGUUACUUUAUAUCUUGGACCUUUUGGCGGUGUUUGAACGGAAUCGUCAAAAAACAAAGAUGACUGCACAAAACUUGGCCAUUGUCUUCCAGCCUUCCAUUCUCAACCCUCAGAACUUAACGUCUAAAACCGAGCACACAACGGCUGUCAGCGUGAUUGAAUUCUUGAUCACCCAUCAAGAUUGCUUCGUUCUUGGACUCACCGAGCCACCACCAAAAGACAAGCGACCCGAGGAAUUGACGUCAUCUAUUUCACCUGAUGUGAAAGACUAUGUUAUGAUUCCUUCUGAUUCGGACGAGGAAGUUGUUGAAUACCGAGUUCACGUUGGAGGUGGUGCUCGUUUGGCUCGCUCAAACACAACUGGCCAUGGUCAAGCAAGUACAAUUUUCGCUCGCAGGGAACGGAGAAAACGCGCGGAACAGCGGCAGGUGUCAGAAGAAGAGUUGCGGCCACCCGUUAGUUCCCCUGAUAUUGCGUUUGAUAGCAACGCAAGGCAAUCACCUCGAUUACUCAUGCCGACACGAUCUAUUCGAAGACGCGCUAAUUCUAAUACCGAAACAAGAACUCUUGAUAAUAAUCAACCACCCUUAAGAGACAAUGAGCAACGUCCGUUUAGGACAGCUAGCAAACUGUCUCAUAAGAUGCGUGAUUCAGUCGUCAAUGGAAACGGUGCUCUGCCGUCUCGUCCACCUAUUGGAAAGCGCUCGGUUUCUGCCACUAGUGUCGCACAAGCAACAUCGCUUAAUAGUGGACCCUACUCAGGACACUUUGUACCUGCUAAAUCAGAUGACUUUUUAUUGAAUGGUCUUGCUUCUCAAGAAGAACCAGCCAUGGUUCAUGACGUUCGUGAUGAAUCUUCGAGUAUGAUUCCUCCCGGUCCCCAAGUCAGGGCGAACAAUUCUUCAUUUACGACGCCAGUCCUGCCUAUAUCUCCUGAGAUAACUGUUUUCUCACCUUGUGAUAAUUCUACUUCAUUGUAUAAGCCAAUGUCGUAUUUGCAACAAACCUCAAAUCUUUCUACAGCACAGCCAUUGUCUUAUAUCCAAGAUACGGAAUCGCAUAAUAAACAUCAGGAUGAACCUCGGCAGUUGCAGGCAUCUCUCGAUUCUUACGUCGGUGGCGCCUAUUCGUCUGACCCUCGUUUGUCAAGUUUGGCACCUGUCGUAAGACCUGGGCCUGCUCCUAUGCAAACUUCUACCCGUUCGCUUUCUGCUGGCGCCGAGCCUGCGAUGCGCGUUGAUUCAUCUCCUAUUUCGUAUCUUGUCAAUAUUGAUUCACAUCCCAAAGCAGAUGCUGCCCCUGCUGUAUCACCAAAACCGCUGCUAAAUUCAGAUGUGGAUGUCCCCACCUCCCAUUCACACCUGUUUGAUCCAUCUAGUGGCUUUUCGCAAGAUACUGGCAUACAAACCCAAGACCAAUUACAAUCUUCAUUUUCUUCAUCACAGGUGGCGAGCCCUUCACUACCAGAACUCCAUCAUGCUAAAGUGAUAAUUACUAUAUCUGGCCAGCCAUCUACUCAUUAG
Molecule: messenger RNA, 1662 nt
Organism: Malassezia globosa CBS 7966
Lineage: Eukaryota; Fungi; Basidiomycota; Malasseziomycetes; Malasseziales; Malasseziaceae
Exons: 1
Coding region: 1-1662 (553 amino acids)
Biological process (GO): activation of GTPase activity; regulation of fungal-type cell wall organization; signal transduction
Cellular component (GO): cell cortex
Molecular function (GO): GTPase activator activity
Source: RefSeq, a predicted model, not a curated record